AUGAUUUCCGAACAUAUUUCCGAAAAACAUUACGGGUUCGGUAUAAGGCAUUUGCAAGCAAUAUGUAUGUGUUUAUGCAUAAUAGCGUUGUUCAUAGCGCGAAGCAGCAUGGCAGUGGCAGUUCUAGCCAUGACCGACGUUACUCGGAAAAAUGACACGCGAGUUACGAUAUAUGACUGGGAUAAGAAAACACAGGGUUUAAUCCUGUCGUCAUUCUUUUGGGGGUACAUGGUGAUGCAGAUUCCAGGAGGGCUAUUGGCAAAAAGAUUUGGAGGAAAGCCCAUUUUACUUGUAGCAUUAUUGGCGAGUGGCAUCGUAUGCGGCGUUCUCCCUUCACUCGUCGACUUGGGUGGAUGGCAGAUUGUGUGCGCUUGCCGAGUAUUGAUGGGUCUCACACAAGCGUGUUUGUUCCCGACCACUCAUACGCUACUUGGGCGUUGGUUGCCGGACCAUGAGCGGACAGCUAUAACGGGGAUUGUUUACGGAGGUACUCAAAUAGGCACAAUAAUAGCGAUGCCCUUGUCGGGGCUUUUAGCGGAGACAGCUAUAGGUUGGAAGUUGAUCUUCUAUUCAAUAUCAGGGUUGAUGUUCACAAUGAGUGCUGUGUGGUACUUCUUCUCAGCAAGUACACCAAGAGAACAUCGACUUAUGACUGAAGCUGAAAAGGAGUAUAUCGAAAGAGGUCUUAAUACUUCCGGUGGAAAGGUACUAAGCACACCAUGGCGAUUUAUAUUGAAGUCCAAAGGGGUUUGGGCAGUAGCUAUCACGCACAUAGGGUGUACGUGCGGUUACACGCUCUUUUUUGUUGAAAUGCCUACAUAUUUAGAAAAAGGUUUACACAUAUCUUUAAAAAAUAGUGCUUCACUGUCAGCUCUACCAUACAUUGGCAUGUGGAUCGGAAAUAUAAUAUCGGCCACCGCAUCGGAGAAAAUCUUAAACCGAAAAUUACUCUCUGUUGGGACUUGUAGAAAACUCUUUAACUCUAUAGGAUUUUUCGGUAUGGCGAUUGGUUUGGGUGCCUUGUCCUUCAUUGGGCCAGAUCACCACAACAUGGCCGUAAUCACAUUGAUAGCAACUCUCACUGUGAAUGGAUUUUAUACAGCUGGGUUUAUGAUGAGUCUCCUGGAUAUGUCUCCGAACUUCGCCGGCGUAAUGCUCUCUUUGACUAACUCCUUUGCUAAUUUAGGAAGCAUUUUCACACCUAUAGUCACCAGUUUUAUUUUACAUAAUGACCCUACCGAUCUAAGCAGAUGGCGAAUUGUUUUCCUGAUAAUAGCGGCUGCGAGUGUCGUUACAAACAUCAUAUUUAUGUUAUUUGGGACAUCAAAGCGUGAGGAUUGGGAUCAUCCUGACUUCAAAGAUAAGAAAGACGCUGAUCCAGAGGAAACGAAACCAGCACUGACAAGCUCACAGAUGUCAAAGGAAGAAGAAGCAAAACUUCACUAG
Parnassius apollo (apollo) is the source of this 1446-nucleotide messenger RNA. Lineage: Eukaryota; Metazoa; Arthropoda; Insecta; Lepidoptera; Papilionidae. The record is from the annotation of a GenBank genome assembly.